CUAAGGACAAAAUUAAGUAGAACCAAUAAUGUUGCUCUAAAGCAGUGAGAAAUGGGAAGAGAAGUUGUUGAUGUGCGUAUGAACCGAAACGCCGACGUUUCAAGCGGUAGAGUACACGUUGCUCCUAAGAUAGCAGCAGCAGCAGCUGGGUCUGAGACUGAGGAAGAGUUCGAAGUCAAGGAAUGCACCGAAGACGAUUCUCAUUCCGAGAAUGCACCUAAAACCCCUAAAGUUUCUAAGCGUGAUGUUCCUCUUGUGGCGGUGAGGAAGCCAUUACAACCUGAUAACAAGAAGCAUAUGGAUGAUGAGGAUGAUAGUUUCUCCAUCGCUUCCUUGAGGAGGGCUAAGUCAGGAGUGACUCAUGGAAGUGCACCAACGUUCAAGAGCGCUCAGCGUGCUGAGAAGCGCAAAGAGUAUUACCAAAAGCUUGAGGAGAAGAACCAAGCGCUUGAAGCCGAGAGGAACGAGCUUGAACAAAGGCAAAAGGAAGAGCAAGAAGCAGCGUUGAAACAGCUAAGAAAGAAUCUCAAGUUCAAGGCUAAACCUGUUCCUAACUUCUACUACGAGGCGCCUCCUGCUAAACCUGAGCUCAAGAAGCUUCCUUUGACCCGUCCCAAGUCGCCAAAACUCAUCCUUUCUCGGAGGAAAAGCUUCAGCGACGCGGUCUCCUCGUCGUCACGUGAAGAGGUUUUGAAGACAGCUUCUAACAGGAACCGACACAGCACCGGAACAGUGAACAAGAACGCCAAUGCUGUUCAUGACAGCCCUCGUUCCAGAUCUGGUAAGGGUAAAGGUUGUCUGAAACCGGUUAAUGAGUCCUUGGAAGAAGCUUGUGAGGCUUGAAAACGGUGAUGAUUUGAUGUGUUUACUACUCUCAUCAGUCUAACUUUGAUCUUGUUGGAGAAAAAUUAAAACGUUUUCGGUUAUUUCCGGUAUAUGGUUGGUUCACAAUGUAACCGUCUCUCACGGUUUUACUUUGUAAGGUGAAACUUUUAUGUUGAUUGUUGAAGAAAACUCCUAAUGUUGAAAUUUGUAUAUUUUGAGUGUUUUUGGAUCUUCCACCUAUAUGUUAUUGACUACUACAUGUAUAUAUUAUUUGUGUUAUA
Molecule: messenger RNA, 1106 nt
Organism: Brassica rapa (field mustard)
Lineage: Eukaryota; Viridiplantae; Streptophyta; Magnoliopsida; Brassicales; Brassicaceae
Product: protein WVD2-like 1
Biological process (GO): microtubule cytoskeleton organization
Molecular function (GO): microtubule binding
Source: RefSeq, a predicted model, not a curated record